AUGACCUCAGAAGCUGACAGGAUCUGCCCAGAGGGCAAAGACUUUGUUGAAGUAAUUGAAUAUUUAAUGGACCCAAGGAACAAAGAGAAAUUGCAACACCUGUUAAGUGAUGAAGCCUGGAAGAGAUUUGUGGCUGCAACCAAAUUGUCCAGGGAUGUGGCAGAUGCACUCUAUGAAGACUUGAGCCAGCUGGAAGCACUCAUGGCCAUGGAGGACAAAGACAUGUCCUCAGCAGACCAGAUGAAUAUGGAUACCUUUAUGAAGGCGUUUCCUCAGGUGAAACAGGACCUUGAGGAAUGCAUAGGAAAGCUCUACGCACUUGCAGAUGAGGUUGCCAAGGUGCACAAGGACUGCACCAUCACCCAAGUGGCGGCCUCUUCCACGGGCAUUGUGUCUGGCAUUCUCACCAUCGUUGGCCUGUCUCUGGCACCUGUGACAGCAGGAGCUAGUCUGGUGCUUUGGGCAACUGGGGUGGGACUGGGGGCAGCAGCUUCUGUGACCAGUGUGACCGCUGGCAUCGUGGACUUCACAAAGAAAAAGUCAGCAAAAGCCAAAGCCAGCCGCCUAGUGUCAACUGGCAAUGACACAGGGAACUUGGUCAUGGAGGAUCUACAUCACAACUCAUUCAAAAUUGGGCUCCUUUUAAAAAAGUGCAGCCAAUCCCUGGUAGGUAUUUUGGAGAAUUGCCAGGCGUUCAAGCUGGCCAAAUCCACUCCUCUCUUUGCAGCUGAGGCUACAAGUGUCAUACGCACUGGGGCAAUCUCAGGCCAAAGCAGCAAGCAGCUGCAGAAAGCUUUUGGAAGCACUGCUCUGACAAUGAGCAAAGGAGCCAGAAUCGCUGGUAUAGCCACUGCAGGUUUUUUCCUUCUUGUGGAUGUAAUCCAGCUAGUGAGAGAGUCAAAGCACUUACAUGAGGGCGCAAAGGCCCAGUCGGCUGAAGAGUUGAGGAAGCAGGCCCAGGAGCUGGAGAGCAUGUUGAAAGAAAUCACCUGCAUUCACAAAAGUCUUCAGGAGGAAUUGACUCUGUUUAUGCAGAUGUAG
Messenger RNA from Myotis davidii, 1041 nucleotides. RefSeq names its product apolipoprotein L2. Lineage: Eukaryota; Metazoa; Chordata; Mammalia; Chiroptera; Vespertilionidae. Gene Ontology annotation, molecular function: lipid binding. Bases 1 to 1041 code for a protein of 346 amino acids. The record is from RefSeq and is a predicted model, not a curated record. The transcript is spliced from 3 exons. Gene Ontology annotation, cellular component: extracellular region; membrane. Gene Ontology annotation, biological process: lipoprotein metabolic process; lipid transport.